AUGAUAACAUAUGAAAGUGAAGAUUUAUUAGCGUGCUAUGAUGUUAUGGAACACUUUAUGCAACCACAACGUCAUCUACAAGUAUUUAUGAAUAUGUUACGCCAUCAUAUGAAUGUUCAAGUUGCAUUUGAUGCUCCACGACUUUGUAUUGGUCCAAGUAUUCCUAAUGGCACAGAUGAUGCUGUCAAAAGUGAAGUCUUUAUUGAAGAUGGAAUAUCUGAAGAUGUUUUAGAAAAACUUAGAUCAUUUUGUCAUCAUGUUAAAUUAGUAAAAGACUUGAUCGUUCAAUGUUUGGCCGUGUCAAAUUAUUCUUAA
This is a messenger RNA of Rotaria sp. Silwood2, 315 nucleotides long. Lineage: Eukaryota; Metazoa; Rotifera; Eurotatoria; Philodinida; Philodinidae. The record is from the annotation of a GenBank genome assembly.